GGUCGGAGGCGGUGCUCGGCGCGAGGCGAACAGAUUUGUCUUGUCUUGGGCAGGCCGCCCCGCCACUGGGCCAGACUGGGUGGUGUGAUCUGCCCAAACAUGCGGGAGCUACCCCCGAUUCAACUGUUGGGCUUCAAAUCGGCGGAUCAGGAGAUCGACCGCCAGGCGCUGCUGGACGAGAUCACAUCCAACGGCGAGAUCGCCGUCUCGCUGACGGAGGCGGACAUCGCCGGACUCGUCUUGGCCAGCGGAGCGGCCGCCUCCGGCGCGUCCAGUCGCUCGUCGUCAGGCGCAUCGACGGCACGCGCCGGCAACCUGGACCCCGAGGCGGCCGUCAUGGAAGAGGAGGCCGCCUCGCUGCCCGGCUUCAUGGCCGAUGAACAGCAGGAGCAGCACAGCAAGCCGGCUGAGAUGCACGUGCUGCGGAAGGCUACAGAUGUGCUGCACGCAUCCGUGGACGCCAUGCUCGGGCAGUCCAUAGAAAUGGACCACGAGGUUCGGCGUCGCAUCGAUACGCAGUUCUUCUGGGACAACAAGCGGAAGAUCGACAUGGUGCUCGCCUACCGGGAGGACGACGAUGUGAACAGGAUCCACAAGCGCAAAACAUUCCAGGCCAACCUCAUCAGCGAGGGACUCGAACUCGAGCUCGAGGACAAAAAGCACUCCAGCGACGGAAAGACAUACUAUCUCAAGGUCCACUCGCCCUGGGAUGUCUUGACAAGAUACGCCGAGAUUAUGAAUCUUAAAAUGCCGAUCAAGAAGUUUGUGGUGGUGAACCAUGCUUGGGAAGACGAGCCGGACGAGGACGACGGGCCGCCCUGCUGUCCGGGCAUGAAGAACCCCUUCAGCUACGACACCAACUUGAUUCCCCCGGAGCCGGAGUACUUCACGGCCGGGUUCAACCGACACAGAGAGCACCAGUUCGUCAUCAAGAGCCGCGAGACGUUCUUCACCUCGGCGCAACGGUCGCAGAUCGUGUGGCAGAUCCUGAUGCGCACCAAAUACACGGACUCAGCGCACGUCAACGACCGCUCCAAGGUCGGCAUCAACCGCCUCCUCAACAACGGCGCGUUCGUGGCGGCCUUCCCCCUGCACGACGGCAGCUACAAGGAGGACGACGGCAGUGGCACGCCCAACGACAGACGGCUUCUGUACCUGGAGUGGGCGCGGCCUGCCUGCAUUCACAAGAAACAGCCGCUCUGGUUGGUGAGGAAGUAUUUCGGCGACAAGAUCGGCCUCUACUUCGCCUGGCUUGGCUUCUACACGGCCAUGUUGGUGCCGGCUGCCAUCGUUGGCGUCCUAGUCUUCAUAAUCGGCCUCUUCAUGGUCAACAAUGAUAACUUGUACAACCCCAGCAUCGAAAUCUGCCACAGCAACGUGACUAUGUGCCCACUGUGUAACAAAGCGUGUGAGUACUGGGACCUGAAGGCGUCCUGCUUCUUCUCGCAAAUCACCUACCUCUUCGACAAUCCGGCCACCGUCUUCUUCUCCAUCUUCAUGGCGUUCUGGGCAACGAUGUUCCUGGAGUUUUGGAAGCGCAGACAGGCGGUGAUAGCGUGGGAGUGGGACCUGGCCAACUACGAGGACGAGGAGGACGCGCGACCCGAGUUUGAGGUCAAGGCCACCUCGUUCCGCAUCAACCCGGUCUCGAAGGAGGAAGAGCCCUACAUGACCGCAUCCAGCAAAGUUUGGCGCACGUUGGCGUCCGGAACCAUAAUCAUCUUCAUGCUGAUGCUGGUGGUGGCGGCAGUGUUCGGCGUCAUUGUCUAUCGGCUGGCCGUCACCACCAUGUUCCAGCAGACCAGGGACGUGUUCUGGCUGAAGCGCUCCAAAAUCGUCACGUCUAUGACGGCCGCUACGCUUAACCUCAUCAUCAUUGUCAUCAUGAACCAGCUGUACAGGAAGGUGGCAGUGUGGCUGACAAACCUGGAAAACCCUCGCACCCAAACGGAGUACGAAGACAGCUUCACAUUCAAGAUGUUCUUUUUCCAAUUUGUCAACUACUACUCCUCUCUCGUAUACAUCGCGUUCUUCAAGAACCGGUUCUACACGCACCCCGGCCAGGCGGGCGACACCAAAAACGUGCUGGUGCAGACGCAGGCGGACGUGUGCGACCCGGCCGGCUGCCUCUUCGAGCUGUGCAUCCAGCUGGCCAUCAUCAUGGUUGGCAAGCAGGUCCUCAGCAACUUCAUCGAGAUCCUGUUCCCGAAAAUAAUGAACUGGUGGCGCGCGAGAGCGUCCUUGAACAAAGUGGAGGAUACUAAAGAGCUCUACACACGCUGGGAACAGGACCAUGACCUGCAGGGUCUGGACACCCUCUCCCUGUUUGAGGAAUACCUCGAGAUGGUCAUCCAGUACGGUUUCGUGACGCUGUUCGUGGCUGCGUUCCCACUGGCGCCGUUCUUUGCGCUGAUCAACAACAUCGGGGAGAUCCGGCUGGACGCCUACAAGUACGUGACGCAGGUGCGACGACCGUUGGCCCAGCGUGUGCAGGACAUCGGCGCCUGGUACGGCAUCCUCCGAGGCAUCACCUACCUGGCCGUCACCUUCAACGCGUUGGUGAUCGCGUUCACGAGCGACUUCAUACCACGUCUAGUGUACUGGUACAAGUACAGCGAGUCGGGCACCCUGGACGGCUACAUCAACGGCACGCUGUCCGUGUUCAACACGUCCGACUUCCCGCCGGGCUACGCACCGGACCCUCAGAUUGACGACCGCAAGUUCGAGACGUGCCGGUACCGGGGCUUCCGCACGCCGCCUGACUCGGAGCAUCCGUACGAGACCAACAUGAUGUACUGGCACGUGUUCGGCGCGCGGCUCGCCUUCGUCGCCAUCUUCGAGCACGUGGUGAUCGGCCUGACGGGCGUCAUGGCGUACGCCAUCCCCGACAUCCCUGGGAACGUCAAGGUGCAGAUCAACCGGGAGAGGAUGCUCGCCCGAGAAGCGCAGUUCGAGGCCGAGAUGUACAGGCUGAAGAAGGAGCGUGAGCUGACGCAGCCGCCGGCCAGCCGCCGCUCCUCGAGCCGCGAGACCGACUCCCGUGCCUCCUGGAGAAUCUCGGCGCCCUGCAGCCGGCGUGACUCACGAGCCUACGGCGACUUCGCCAGCUGAGGUGACCGCCCACGGCCACCCGGCCAAUCCGCCGGGGAGGUCAGCGAGCAAGACAAUCCGGGGUCAGCCCGUGGUCAGCCCGGCGACGGCCUGUUGAGGCCAGUGACCAGCUGGUGGCAGCCUGGUGUUCGCCUGGGGACAGCGCUGGAAGGUCUGAGGACUGCCUUGGGACGGCAAAAAGACAGCGCGGGAAUGGUAUGGGAACAGCCCCAGAGCGGGCUGGGCACGGAUUAGGGGGAUCUGGGGUGAACCCGGGGCGGAAGCGUAGCCGCCAACCAGCAUCGCAGGACGAAGCAAUAGCCUUACAUGUGUGGUACUUUUCAUGACGGUCGUGCUGGCAUGUUUUCCAACCAGCGGCAUUUAUGCAUUAUCUACUGGUAUCGCCUGGUGCUGUGUGCCGACAGCACACCCUCAGCGUCCGUGCGUCGCUGCCAGCACCGAUCACGCACGUCCCAGUAGUAUAUAUUUUUGAUGGAUUACAUAUCGGGCCAAAAGCACGCUGUCGUAGUAGGGAAGUUCCACUGGGAACCUAGUCAACCGCGCUUAAGCUUCUCCACAGACACGCGGUCCAAUGAGCUGUAAGUACUGUUAAGCCUGCGAUGUUGUUGCGAAACUUUUAUCAACCAUGUCGUCCAUGUCAGGUAUCUUAUUAUAGCGGAUUGUCUGUUAUCUAAACUCUCACGCAAGCGCCACCGGCUCGCUGUGCUGCCUUGCUGCGGUGUUGGUGGAUGCGGCUGCACCGAAGCAGAGUGGUAUGAUUACAUAGCAUACACCCAAUUGCUGUCGAGCGCGAAUAAUGACCCCCAUGCCUCGUGGAGAACAGACGUUCAAAUGCGUGCAAACAUUAUUGUUCCAAUGAUACUCGUGGUACACGUGUAGACGUCUUCAAAGCCAAACAUUUAUAAUACAUAAUGCACCACCC
Molecule: messenger RNA, 4033 nt
Organism: Pollicipes pollicipes
Lineage: Eukaryota; Metazoa; Arthropoda; Thecostraca; Pollicipedomorpha; Pollicipedidae
Product: anoctamin-5
Exons: 22
Coding region: 100-3111 (1003 amino acids)
Biological process (GO): chloride transmembrane transport
Cellular component (GO): plasma membrane
Molecular function (GO): protein dimerization activity; chloride channel activity
Source: RefSeq, a predicted model, not a curated record